CAGAUUGAAAUUUUCCUCAAGCUAGAUUUCUAAAAACAUUUUUACCACGGAAAUUGACUAGAAAUUGCCAGCCAGCAAUCAUCACCAGACAACAGCCAACAAGGAAACUUCACACACGACAGUAUAAAAGUGUUUUGCGCCUCCUCCCCUUCAAAUUAAUAUUGAAAGCAAACUCUGUAGGCCAGAUCUUAAAUGCUCUAACCAAAAGACCGCGCGAUCCUGACGAACGAAUAGAACAAACCCACGACGAGGACUAGGACGAUUGAAUCAAAGCAACCACGGUGUGGUCAUUUCUAUAUCGGUGUGCCGCUGCAGCUCCUGGUGCCGGCAUGGGCGCCAACGUAUCGCAGCUGGAGCGGGAGAUUGGCUCCGACCUGUUCCCGCCCAACGAGCACUACUUCGGGCUGGUGAACUUUGGGAACACCUGCUACAGCAACUCGGUGCUGCAGGCUCUCUACUUCUGCAAGCCGUUCCGCGAGAAGGUCCUGGAGUACAAGGCCAAGAACAAGAGGCCCAAGGAGACGCUGCUCUCCUGCCUGGCGGACCUCUUCUACAGCAUUGCCACGCAAAAGAAGAAGGUGGGCUCCAUUGCGCCCAAGAAGUUCAUCACGCGGCUGCGCAAGGAGAAGGAGGAGUUCGACAACUAUAUGCAGCAGGAUGCCCACGAGUUCCUCAAUUUCCUGAUCAACCACAUCAACGAAAUCAUUCUGGCCGAGCGGAAUGCAGGACCCACCAAUGGAAAUCCUAAAUCCAAUACAGGCGGAGCCACAAGUGCCAUGGCGAGCAGCAUAGCUAGCAAGUCCAGCUCAACGUCAAACUCCAAUUCCAAUUCGACAACGAACUCAAAUGGAAACAGCAGCAACUCCACGGGUUCUCUAAACGCCACCACAAGUGUCCUAGAUGCCAGUGGCAGUUUGACGGCCACCACAACACCCAUUAUACCGGGAAAUGGAACAGGGACCAAUGGGGCCAAUUCGGAGCCCACCUGGGUGCACGAGAUCUUCCAGGGAAUCCUUACCUCGGAGACCAGGUGCCUUAACUGCGAGACGGUGAGCAGUAAGGAUGAGAAUUUUUUUGACCUCCAGGUGGACGUGGACCAGAACACCUCGAUUACGCACUGUCUGCGGUGCUUUAGCAACACGGAGACCCUUUGCUCGGACAACAAGUUCAAGUGCGACAACUGCUGCAGUUACCAAGAGGCCCAGAAGCGUAUGCGGGUGAAGAAGCUGCCCAUGAUCCUGGCUCUGCACCUCAAGCGCUUCAAGUACAUGGAGCAGUUCAAUAGGCACAUCAAGGUCUCUCAUAGGGUCGUCUUUCCGUUGGAACUGCGGCUUUUCAACACCUCGGAUGAUGCAGUGAAUCCGGAUAGACUCUACGAUCUGACCGCUGUGGUCAUCCAUUGCGGUUCCGGACCUAAUCGUGGCCAUUAUAUAUCCAUUGUGAAGAGCCAUGGACUGUGGCUUCUAUUCGACGACGAUAUGGUGGACAAAAUAGAGGCCUCCACCAUCGAGGAUUUCUACGGUCUGACCUCUGACAUACACAAGUCCUCAGAGACGGGCUACAUACUUUUCUAUCAGUCACGGGACUGCGCCUAAUACUUUUAUGUUAUUUUCUAAUAGCAGUUAAGUUGAAAGUUUCCAAUCUCCUGUGAAGGAAUGCUAAAGCUAAGCCCAAAAUUUUAUGUCGUUUACUAUCUUAUCUACGCAUACAUA
This is a messenger RNA of Drosophila subpulchrella, 1712 nucleotides long. It is a transcript of the gene Usp12-46, whose product is annotated as ubiquitin carboxyl-terminal hydrolase 46. The transcript has 2 exons. Gene Ontology annotation, biological process: protein deubiquitination. Gene Ontology annotation, molecular function: cysteine-type deubiquitinase activity; cysteine-type endopeptidase activity. Bases 330 to 1595 code for a protein of 421 amino acids. Lineage: Eukaryota; Metazoa; Arthropoda; Insecta; Diptera; Drosophilidae. The record is from RefSeq and is a predicted model, not a curated record. Gene Ontology annotation, cellular component: cytosol; nucleus.